AUGGAGUCUGUAGAGACUAAGCCUUAUGUCAUUUCUGUCAAUGACCCACAAAAGAUUUAUCUAGAACAUAAGUUGAAGGUUCAAGUGAGAAAACUUGUUGAAGAAUACUCUACUGAAUUUACAUACGACUCAAUCGUAAUCCAAUGUAAAGAUAGAAACAAUAAGUCCCUUCAGAAAUUCGCAACUCAGCUAAAUAAUGCUCUGAAAGAUAUAAACGAAUUUGAUCCUCCAGAUAUUACAGAGGAGAUGAACACAUUCCUCUCCCAAUCUCCAAAAUCUGAAAAAAAGAGUAGGAUUGAGAUAUACACUGAAGAACAAGAUCUGCUAAUCCACUCUUCUAAGGUCUAUGGAACACAAACAAACUUUGACUUGUUCUUAGAGAGGAUCAUUGAAGACUUUAAAAGCUACAAGAAAGACAUAGAAGAAACAGAUGGCUCAGAAGAAGUCAAAUACCAAGAACCUACUGAAGCCGAUGAUUCACAACUUGAAGAUGAGAAAUCAAAGUUUAUAGCAAUCAGAAUCCUUCCUCACUGAAUGAAGGUUGUCUUUGCUCCAUACUAUUACCAAUUGAUGGUGAGCAUAAUUGAGCAGGACCUGAAUAUUGACCUGUUCGAUGAUGUUGAAGUCCCCUAUGGAGACAUUAAGUUUAAAAAGAAAGACUCUGAUUUGUCAAUCAUCUUCAUAGUCAGUGUAAACUCAUAUCAUGACUCAAGGGAGAGUAUCUUUCAGUAUUACUUAGGAGAAAUCAGGAAAGAUAUUAAAAAAGCAGAAAGUCUAAAGAAGUUAGGAAUACUUGAAAAGAAGAUAUAUUGGUGGAGCUUCGAAGCUGAUUAUAACUACUUCAUCCCAUACUCAAAGUCAAUGAAUACAAUUACUGAACGAGCUUAUCAGGACUUUCUGCAGAAAAAGAAAAUGAAUUUGCCUACAUCACCUUUAAUAUACUCCGAAAUCAGUGGGUGUUAUCAUAUUGAAUUUGAUCCGAAAAAUGCUAAUUUUGGAGCUCAAAAGAACACUAAAACAGGGAUGAUUCGAAAAAUAAGAAGAACUUGUCAGGAAGGGACUCUACCUAAUAGCAAGAUUGAUUUGACUAAAAAGGAAUUGAAGUUUAAACCUCUAAAAGAAGUCAUAACUGAUUACCCUAAACACUGGACAGACAUCGAAAAUCUGAGCUACAAAACCAGCAUUUUUAAUAUGGUUUCAAUAGAUCUUAAGUCAGAAGAGGCUAAGAAUGUGAUUCAAAGAAUAAAUAACUCUAGGCUUAGAGAUUUAAAAGUCUACCAAAUCGAUAGAGUUCAGAAUUUGGUUGCAUACCACAAGUACAUUAAGGAGAAGAAUAUGUUGGAGCAGAAAUAUGAUGAAGGAGCUAAACUGGAAAUGAAUUUAUUCCAUGGAACUCGCACUUGAGAUCCUGUACAGUUGAUUUCAUCAGAAGAAGGUUUUGAUAUGAGAUUUUCUAAUGAUGGAAUGUGGGGAAGAGGAGUGUAUUUUGCAGAAAGCCUGAAUUAUUCAAACCAAUAUGCAUAUAAAUUACCCUCUCCUCAUAAUCAUGUCAAGCAAGUUUUCUUAGCUAAAGUAUUAACUGGCCAAAUGUACUCAAGCAAGGCUGAUAGGACACUAAAAAUUCCUCCCACAAAUCCAGAAACUAAUCUAAAAUACGACUCUAUCCUUGGAAGUAGCGGGAUUCACAUCGUUUAUGAUAACGGUCGUAGUUAUCCUGAAUAUCUCAUUUCCUACUCUUGAACUGAAGAUUCAUCCAGAUCUCCCUUCAUAACAACACCCUUCUCUCAUACCUCCUCUACUAAGCCUACUGUUCCUCUUUCCAAUACUGCUAACCCAUUCAUGUACUCCAACGUGUCUCAACAGAAGCCAACUACAAGCCUAUUCGCUGUCAAAAAGCCUAAAAAUUACACUAAAAAUACUUUUUAG
Messenger RNA from Moneuplotes crassus, 1926 nucleotides. The record is from the annotation of a GenBank genome assembly. NCBI's taxonomy places the organism in Eukaryota, Ciliophora, Spirotrichea, Euplotida, Euplotidae.